Dermatophagoides pteronyssinus (European house dust mite) is the source of this 8179-nucleotide messenger RNA. RefSeq names its product zinc finger FYVE-type containing 26 spastizin (gene Sptz). Gene Ontology annotation, molecular function: metal ion binding; phosphatidylinositol-3-phosphate binding. Gene Ontology annotation, cellular component: midbody; centrosome; lysosomal membrane. NCBI's taxonomy places the organism in Eukaryota, Metazoa, Arthropoda, Arachnida, Sarcoptiformes, Pyroglyphidae. Gene Ontology annotation, biological process: double-strand break repair via homologous recombination; regulation of cytokinesis; mitotic cytokinesis. The record is from RefSeq and is a predicted model, not a curated record.
CGCCGAAUUUUUGUUGUUGUUGUUCCAAUUGGAACUUUUUUUCAUUCAAAAUUUUUUCAUUGAUUUUUUUGAGAUUUUUUUCCAGUUUUUUUUAAAGAUAUAAUUAUGGAACAAUCAUCAUUAUUUCGGGCAAUUUCAUUAGAUAAAACUUUGACACAAUUACAACAACAGAUUGAAUUGGCAAGUAAAAUUGGUAAUUAUACAUUUAUCAAUGAAAUUGCCAUUGAAAAUUUUAUUAAAAAUGUGAUCAUCAUCAACAACAACAACAACGACGAAUCAUUACUAUUGUUCGAUAAACAAUAUCGUAAUCAUAUAAAUAGUUUAUUAAGCUAUUUGGUUUAUUUGUUUGAAACAAAUUCCGAUUCAAAUAAACAAUGGCUUAUACAUUUGAUGGUGAGAAAAUUUUUCGAUUCCAAAUCAAAUAUUGAUGAUAUUAUAUCGAAUGUGGAUCUUAAGCAAAAAAUUCGAUUAUUAGCCGAUCAAAAUUAUAUAAAUUUAUCAAUAAUAUGUUCAUCAAAAUUACCUGGAUUACAUCCAUAUGCAAUAGAUUUUUAUCGACGUCGAAAAAUUAUGACCAUCGAUAAUGAAUCGUUGGCCGAAGAUAAUGAAAUUAUUCAAUCAUUGUGUGUAAAAUUACGAAAUUCAUUGUUUCAAGAUCCACGAACGACCGCUAUUGUUAUGAAUAUUUUAGCCAUUGUUUAUGAUGAUCAAAAUUUCAAAUGCCAAUCGAAAACAAAUUAUUUUGAAAAAAUCUACUCACAAGCAUUGAUACAUACAUUGAAGAAUCAGAAUCGACAAUUAAUGUUGAAAAUAUUACUUUGUUGUCCAGAUUCUGUUUUCGAUAAUGAUGAUGAUGAUAAUCUAAUCAAACAGAUUAUCGAUUGUUUACGAUCAUUGAAAACAACCACAACGACAACAACCGAAACAACAACAUCAAUUAAAUCAUUGGUUGAAUCAGAAUUGGUUUUAAUGUCAUUAUAUUCAUAUGGAUUAUUUGCACAUAGUAAACGUUUUAUUCAAUUUAUUGCCGAUAUAAGUCAUCAACAACGACAAUAUGAUAAUUUAAUUAUUGAUUCUGAUCAUAGAUUUUUCAAUCUCAAACAAUCAUUUUUAUUAGCUGUUGAAGAUCGAAAACAUUUUCUACGUACAUUUAUGGAUUAUUAUUAUUCGAUUAAUUCGAAACAAUUGGAUGAAAUGACAAUAUCGUUAUCGUUAAAAUCCAGAAUUAUUCUAACAAUAUUAUCAUUAUAUCAUAUUAUUAAUAAUCAUGAAGAUUCGGGUCGAAUGCAAGAAAAAAUUUCUAAAAUUGAAACAAAUCUUUGUUCAAUGUUUGAACAUUUAAAUCAUCAUCAAAGUGAAACAAACCGUGAUGAAUAUUUCAUUCGUAUUGUGAAUAAAUUGGAUUUUGUAUUUAAAUUUGCCGAUUGGUGUUGUUCAUCAUCGAAUUCGAAUAACAACAACAACUUAAAUCAUGAACGUUCAACAUUUCGUUUGGAAAUUAUUGCUGGUUUAAUGACCGGUACAACACCGUUAAAAAUUCUAUCAAAUUAUAAUUUUUUUCAUUUAAAUCGAUCGAAUAAUAAGGAUGAUAAUGAUGAUCAAUUAUCGAUUAAUAAUGAUAAUAUCUGUGAUAAUUAUAUUUGUGAUCUAAUCGAACAUUUUGAUCAUAAUAUGGCAAUAAUUUUAAAAGGAUUUAUUAUUAUACGUUUAGUUUUUUCCUGUAUAUUUUUUGCUAAUGAUCGAAUCAAUUUUUUGGAAAAAUUUAUUACAAACAUUUCGAAUCGUUUACAAAAUCUUUUACAAGAAUUGAAUAUCCUUGAAUUUCGUAUGGAAAUAAUGGAAAAUUUAUUUUGUUUAUUAUUUUUAACAAAAAAUGAUUUAAAAAUUAAUGAUAAAAAUAAUGGUGAUAAUGGUAAUCAUCAUUGUUUCAAAUCUGAUGAUGAUGAAGAUUAUUUGGAUGAAACAAUAUCGCCAACAAAAUCAUCGAAUAAUGUUAAUAAUCAAAAAUCCAAUCGUCAUAAAUCAAUAAUGAUACAAUCAAUUAGUAAUUUUUCUACCGCAAAUUUUAUCUGUCCAAAUUGGUUGAUACCAAAAUUAUUGGAAGUUCUUGAAACAAUGUUAUAUAAAACAAAUUCCGAUCUUUUUAAUUCAUCGAAACAGCAAUCAACAACAGCAACUAAUGAUGAUAAUGAAAUAUGGCAAGAAAAUCUAAAACGAAGAAUAUCACGUUUGCUUGAAUAUGUAAGUGAUGCACGAUUUCGUUAUGAUGUUAUUCGACCUGCAUUUUUUCGACAAACAUCAUCAUCAUCAACAGCAACCACAAUGAUGGAUUCUGGAUUACAAUCGACAGAUCCUGAACAAUCGCAACAGCAACAAAUGGAUUAUCCAAAUCGACAUUAUUCAAUAUCAACAAGUAGUGAAAAUGAUUAUAAACAACAAACAAAUUCGGAUACAUCAUUAAUAUCAUGUAUGUUAGCAUCAUAUCAACAGCUAUUAUGUUAUACAUUAGCCGAAAAUCGUUUGGAUAGUUCAAGACAGAUUGCAAAAUUAUUUGCUAAUGAUUUAAAAAAUUCUAAACCAUAUAAAGAGCUGCAAUUAUUGGAUUAUUUUUUGGAAUUUCAUCAACAAGUUUGUAAUAUUCAACAGAAAUUUAUUGAUCAUUCAUCGAUAAAUUAUCAACAUCAUCAUGAUGAUAAUAAUGAAAUUGGUAACAAUAAUAAUAAUCAGAAUAGAUUAAAGAUUGAUGAUAUUACAACAUUCGGUAUACGAUCAUCAUGUAUACAAUCAUUAUUAUAUGAAAUGUUAAUGAAAAUGGAUACAAUUGAAAUUGAAACAAAAAUUAUAUUCAUGUUAGAUUAUGCAUUAUCAUCAAGUCCAUCAUUAGAAAUUGCACAAUCAAUUUUGGAAUCAGUAUUUAUAAAUAAUAAUAAUCUAUUUGAACAAUUUAAACAAUCAUCAUCAUCAACGUUGGAUGAAACGAAUAAAAUUCUACCAGAAAAAGUAGAAAAUUUUAUUCAUGAUAUACAGAAAUUUAUUAAAAAUCUUGGACAACAUAUCGAUAUUAGUCAAAUAUCAUUGAAUGAAUAUCUUGAACAAUCAUUAACAUUAUCAUCGUUUAUGGAUGUAAAAAUAUUCAUUGAUACAUUACAAAUUGAAACGGAAUUAUGUCGAUGGUAUUAUCGUUUUCAAUCAUUAUUAAUUGAAAUUGAACAUCAAAUAAUUGAUGAUCCAGAUAUUCUAUUGAAUUCUGAACAAAAUCAAUUAAAUCAAAUAAAAUCAAAUGAUUUGAAUCAUAUUUAUGAUCGAUUAAUGGCAAAUUGUCCAUUAGGUAAAUAUCAAUAUAUGAAAGCAUUAUAUUAUUAUGUUUGUAAAGUGAAUAAUGCAUUAGUUGAAUGUCGAAAACGUGAUAUUCGAAUUAUUGAUGAUGAUGAUAAUAAACAUAAUCAAACUAUUGAUACAUCCAUGAUUUGUUCAUCAUCAAAUUUUUCUAUUCUUAAACAAAGUCCAUCAGCAAUUUUAUGUUCGAUGGUGAUAAAAAGUAAAAUUUCACCAAAAAUUAUCGAUGAUUUAGCACAGGUAAUGAAAGUUAAUCUUAUUGGUGUUUUAUGUUCAGUAUUUUGUCCAACAAUUCCAAGUACAUUUCUACCACAUUCAUCAAUUGAAUUUACUAUAACCGAAUUAUGUCAGCCAUCAAUUUCCGAAUUGAUUAAAUUAUAUUUUCAAGGUGCAAAAACUUUUCAUCAAAAAUUAAAUAGUAAUAAUAUUGUUAUUAAUGAUUAUUUUGCUGAUGAACGACAAUACGAUCUAUCAUCAUCAUCAUCGGCCAAUAUUAAUGAUUCGAUUGAUUUUCAACCGAUCAUCAAUCAAGAUGUUUUGAAUUAUUUUCACAGUAAAUGUCCAAUUUUAGUUGAAAUUCUUCGUCUUCUUGAUUGGUUAGAUGAUUCACAAAUUGCUAAUAUUACCAAUAUUGGAUCGACAAAUGUACAAUUGUUCGAUGGAUCACCGAUACAUCGAUGGUUAGAUUUGAUUCGAAAAAAUUUUCAUUAUAAUGAUCUAAGAAAAUCAUCAUUAUUGUUGGCAUUUUAUGCACGAAUUCCAGCCGGUCAAAAUGUUGUUAUCAAAACACUUGAACAUUAUACAGCCAAUCGAAAUUUUAUUCAAGUUUAUCGUCUAUUUCGUUUGAUUGAAGAUUUUUCAACUAUUGCCGAUCAAACACCCAAACAAUUUUCACCACUUUCUACUGGACAUUUUUAUACAAGUUUUCAAAUAUUUCAGAAUGCAAUUCUAGCUUGUUUAGCAUUCAUUAAAGAAGAUGCUAAAUAUAUUUUUCAAAUUCAUCAUGAUCCUCGUAUGAAAGCUGAAUUAAUUCUUUGCCUAUUGGAUUCGUUUGAAAUUUAUGAACAAACAUUUUAUGCUACACGAUUGAUUCGAUUAGGUUUACAAAAUAUUCGUAAUGAUGAAUUAAAUUUCGGUAUCGAUGUAUCGGAAGGAAAAUCAAAAUUAACAAUAAUGUUAAAACAAAUUGAAUUCUAUGCUUCAGUUGGCCAAUUGACCGGAUUAAAAUCAUGGAAAUCUGCAAGAAAUAAUCUUGAAACAAUCGAUGUUUUAACUAUAAUCAAAACACGAAAACGUUAUUCACUAGCAAUCGAUUGGUUUGAUAUUCAUGGUUUUGAAAAUGAUACUGCCGAUUUAUUAAUUGAAUUAUUAAUCUAUGCAUAUAGUGAACAAAAUGAUUAUAUACCAUUGAAACGAUUAUUUCAAAGAUUUUUGGAUGAUCCAAAAUCAAAUAAUGUUAUUAUUAUAACUGAAAAAAUAUUGAAUCAAACAGAAAAUCUUGAUCUAAGAAUUUUUCUCAUUGAUUUUCUCAUACAAUUUCAUCGAAAAUGUGGAAGUUACGUAAUGAUCGAUCAAUAUGAACGUCAUCGUUUAGGUAUUGAAAUGGUUCGAUUAUUAAGUCGAAAAAUUCAAUCAGAUUAUCUGGAUCUAAUACCAAUACCAUUACUUAUUGUUGAACAAUUACUGAUGAAUAGUGAAAUUGAAUCAUUAGAUCGUAUUAUUAAUCAAUAUAAAUUAAUUUGUGCUGAUGAUUUAGUGGAAAAAUAUGCACAAAAAUCUGUUUAUAUUGAAUUAUAUGAUUCAAAUUCAUUCGAUGGUUCAGAUAUGACAAUAAUUUCAUCCGAUUCAUCAAUGAUGAUGGCUGGAAAAAAUGUUCAACCAUUUUUUAUACCACAAACAAUACCAUCAAAAGAUCAAUGGGUAUCGGAUCAAUCGAAAACACAUUGUAUGUUAUGUCAAAUUGUUCGUUUUGGAAUGAUUAAUCGUCGUCAUCAUUGUAGACGUUGUGGUCGUAUUGUUUGUAAUGGUUGUUCAUCGAAUGCUAUACUUAUUAUCGAAAUUAAUCCAAAUAUUCCUGUUCGUGUUUGUGAUGAUUGUUUUAAUUGGUCAACAAAAAUUCAAACAAAUCGUAAGAUUAGUACAAAUUCAUUGGAUCAACAACAGCAACAACAAUCGAUGAGUUCAAAUAAUUGUCGUACACAAUGGAAAUUAUCAAUCGUUGAUGAUACUUAUAAUCAAAAUCGUCGUUCAGAAUUUUCAUAUGAAUCAAGUCCAAGUGUAUCACUUUGUUUAGCUAUUUUACGUUUACAUUCGAACAAAACAAAAAGCUGUAAAUUUAUUAUCGAUAAAAUUUGUGCACCAUUAAUUGAAACAAUAUCAUCACGUAAUGUUGAUUCAACAUUAUUGAUUGAAAUGAUACGUUCAUUAUUGAUUUCAACACGUGUUGCAUUUGAUGAUGAUGAUCAUCAUUCGAUUAAUAAUAAUAAUACAAAUCAAUCAUCAUCAUCAUCAUCAAGUGAUAUUGAACAAUUGAAUCGGUAUCUAGAUCGAUUAGAUGUAAUAAGAAUGUUGAUUAAUGCAAAUUAUGGAAGUAAAGAAAUGAUUGGUUUAGUAUUGAAUAAUAAUAUACAAAAAUUGCAGGAAAAAUUACUUGAAGCCGAACGAUUUGAAUUGACGAUUGAUAUAGCAAAAAAAUAUGGUUAUGAAUAUAGUUCGAUUUGGAAAUCAUGGGCAUUAAUUUCGUUAAAAUAUUUUCAUUUUGCUGAAGCACGGCAAAAAUUUGGCCGUUAUUUUGAUCAGGUUAAACGAUUUUCGGAUAUACAGAAAACAUUGCAUAUGAUUAUCGAAACAUUAGUAUCGGUGAAUUCGACUAGUUUGACAACGAUUUCGAUUAAAGAUAAAUGUUCAAGAAUUAUUUUCGGUCAAUUUGAUUUUUUUACCGAUACUACUGCGUUAGCACACAAUACAUCCAAUAGCUCCAAAAUGGUAAACAAUACAAACAUAUCAACAUUGGUGAAUCAUCAACUAAAACCACGAAUAUUACAAGAAAUUGUUUAUUAUCUUGAAACAUAUGGAUCCAAAGAUGAUCAAUUACAAUUUUAUGUUAGUCAUUUUUAUUGGAAAGAAGCUAUUGAUUCAUUUUUGCGACAACCGCCAUCAUCAUCAUCAUCAUCAUCAUCAACGAAUGUUAAAGAAACUAAAUCAAAUAUGGUAAAUAAUUUCCUUGAAAAAAUUUUCAUUCCAGCUCAGAUAAAUGGACAUUUAAGUGAAUUAUUUGCAGCAAUACGUUUGAUCGAUCCAAAACAACAACAACUUGGAUCAUCAUUAAUACAUAUCUGUAAAUAUCUUGAUCGUAAUGAAUCAUUUCAUACACUUUAUCGUGUUCAAAUUUUUAUGAAUGAUUAUCUACGGGCUGCUAUUACACAGAUUAAUCAUUUUUUCCUAUCAUCAACAAUAUUAUUUACAAAUUUUCAAUCAUCAAAUGAUUUGAAUCAAUCAAAUAAUAAUAAUCAUGAUCAGGAUUUAAAUAAUUUUGAAUUAUUAUUUAAUCGUAUAUCAUAUCUGGAAAAGGCUAAAGAUUAUUGUAAUAUGUAUCUACAUAAUUUUGAUUUUAUACGUUUAAAACGUGGAUGUCUUUCGGUGGAUAAAAAAGAUGUUUACAAACAGAUUCGUUUGAUUGAAUUACAAAUCGAUAUACUGAGACGAUUUAGACGAAGAAAAAUUUUAUUUCCAGUUACAAUCAUUAUGAACAACGAUAAUGUUGAUGAAUUGGAAAAUCAAUUUAAAAAAUCAAAAACUUAUCGAUCAUCCUCAUCUACUCCAUUGAUAUUAUCUGCAUAUGCAUUGGCAUAUUUACAGCGACAAAUUUGGCAACAAUUUUCAUCAUCAUCAUCAUUGAUGGAACAAACGGAACAAAAAUCAUCAUCAUCAUUACGAUUACCAUAUCCACCUACAUUAUUGGAACAUGAUCCGAUAAGAAAAAGUUUAAUCACAGGUUUUGUCAUUUUAUAUUAUGGUCAGAAUAAAAAUAUUUCAUCAUCAACUACCACCAAUACAGCAACAGUUGGCCGUAAUGAAACUAUUCAUAAUGAUGAUGAUGAUAAUAAUGUUGAUGAUGUUGAUAUUGAAGAUGGAUUUCGUUGUGCAUUACGUAUUAUACAGGAUCAUCAUCUAAAUGAAAAGCUAAUAUUUCGAAUGUGUACAAUGUUUUUGAUUGCCCAACAUUUGGAAAGAAAUUCUAAUGUGGAAAAAAUUUCCAAUGAUUUGAGACAAUUAUUAUCAUUUAUUCAACCAACAUUGUCAUCAUCAAAGGCUACGAUUAAUGUUGAUGAUAAUGAUGAUAAAAAUGAUGGCAAUAAUGAUAAUAAGGAUCGUUUAGAUUCGGAAAAAAUAUCGAUAUCAUCACAAAAGAUUGAACAAUUAUCGACCGAUGAUAUAAUAUUUGAUUUAUUACAUUUUAUUGAAUCUAUCAUGACAGUUUUGAUUCGUCUUUCCAAUUCACAAUUAGAUCCAAUCACUAUAAUCAAUGGAUUGACACGUUCGAAAUUAUCUGAAUUAAAAGAAUCUAUAAUCAAAUUAAUUGUUGAUGAUAAUCGUCGUAUUGAUGCAUAUCUUCAGGUGGGAAAAUUAAAAUUAGCCUAUCUAUUAGCUGCACAAUUAGGACUGGCAGCCAAUAUUGAACAUGUAUUAAUGGCGGCUCGUAAUGCUAAUGAUCAACAUUAUGUAAAAAUUUGUGAAAUGUGGUUGAAAAAGAAUACAGCUACAACGAUGAUAUGAAUGUAAUAAUAAUAAUUAUAAAUCAUUUCCAUUUAAAUUUUAGAAAAUAAACUGUGAUCAACCAACA